AUGAAACGGUGGCCGGAGGAGGGAGAACGAGCUGUUGAAAGUUUACGAAAAAACUAUCCAAAACUGCCUGUUUCUUGGCUGUUUCCGACUACUACGACGGGGGAUCGAGGAGGCCAAGGGCUGAGACUGGAAGAGGGAAGUGUGCUGGUUCCAACUGGACCAGUCUUGCUUGAAUUAGUGGUCGGAGUUGAGAGAAAUCACCUAUUGAAGUCGGCUGCUCGAGCUCCCCAGAAUGCAGAAAUUUUGGGUUCAAAAAACUGA
Prunus armeniaca (apricot) is the source of this 261-nucleotide messenger RNA. Lineage: Eukaryota; Viridiplantae; Streptophyta; Magnoliopsida; Rosales; Rosaceae. The record is from the annotation of a GenBank genome assembly.